AUGAACGAAGGCACCAGUAGGAGGACUGCUGAUAUUCCUCAAAUCAAUUGUCUCUUCGUCCAUGCUGAAUUUUCCUAUCAAGAUGCACUCGCUGAACGUAUGGAAACUGCAGCGAUUUGCGAACGGAAACGCAAAGACGCUGCCACUGAAAGGGCCAUUUCUUUGGUAUACAAUAAUGAUCUGCUUAUGCGUCAUAUCAUAAGCUUCGUAACGAAUAUGAACGACAGAGUGAAUGUAGAGCUAAGUUCGUCAAGACUUCGGAACAUAAGCAGGACGGCCAUGUGGAGGUUUAGGUCAGGAGGUCAUACCCUCUCACUAACAUAUAAGACUUUUAACGAUUACGUCUCGGUUGAAAUUGGUGACGUUUGGUUCGUAUUACCAUCCACUACCAUGGAAAGUAGAACACAGGGAACCACCUGUAAGACAGCCCAGCCUCCGAAGUUAAUAAACACGUUAUAUGGAAUGGCCGAGAGGUUUGCACUAGAAAUACGGAACAUUAUCUUGGGAGGUGUCGAUAUGGAAAGCCGAAGUAGAGGAGUUCAAAAUCACCAGCUGAUUGUGACAUCGGAUUUGUUACGGUUUAUCAACGACAGGCUCAAAAAUCUAAAAACGAUCUCAUUUGCACAUUGUGGUUUUGACGGCGGAGCUGUUGCAUAUCUGAGUUCCCAUGCAUGUUCCUUGCCUCUGCGUAUCAGCGAGCUCAUGUUGGAUAGCAUUUGGUUUGACUCCAGCAGGUUAAUGAGAGAGUUCACGUUAUUGCUGUCACCCAGUUUACGCGUACUACACCUGGAAGGAUUUUCUAUUCAUAAUCUUGGAGUUGAGCUUCUCAAUCGAAUACGGGAACUAAACACGAUAUUGGAUGACUUUCACAUACGGCUCAGUACAUCGACUGUUCAUGGUUUAACAUUGCAAGAUAUAAGAUCGUUUCUGGAUACAUCUUCUGCCAUCACGCACAAACUCGGCAUUGACAUACUGUGUUCACAUAGCAAAAGAAGAGACAGAUUUUUCCUUGCUCUUCGAAUACUUCCGAAACUUUGUAAUAUAUCUGAAUUACAACUCUUGGUUCAGCCAACAAAUCGUCGAGAACUGGAAGAUUUGGCUCAUAUUCUCAGUAACCUCUGGAAACUUCCUCUUUUGCAAAAGAUCUCCUGUGGUGACUGGAGAAGCUAUGAAAUGUCCAUUGCGCUAUACAACGGAUUAUUACAUUGUGAAUCACUCAAAGCAAUUACUAUAAGUAACAUUGUGGAAUGCAAUCCUGAUGAAAUGGCGACAUUGCUUUCUGGCAUUCCGCGUCAAGUUCAAUCACUCAGCCUCAAACAUCUCUCCAUAAUAGACAUGAAUUUAGUAGACACUUGUGAGCGGCUAAGUUCGCUCCGAGAUCUCAAAUUAGUCAAACUUCCUAGGAUCUCUUCUCGUGGCAUUUUACAGGCGAUUUCGCUUCUCCGUGGGCUCGAAUUUUUUUAUUGUUCGUGUCCUACAAGUGCGGUAUUGUUGCGAUCUAUCAUCAACAGCGGAAAUUAUGAACAUUUGCGGAAAAUUACCUUAGUUGUCACCUCAGGAUACCCACAGGAUUAUGAGGAAUUGUUAUCGAAAUAUUUUUUCAAUGUCUGCUGUUCAAAAUAUCGUCGAAGGGCGGCGCCUACGUCCUUAAAUGCCAACAAGAAUUGGAUACCAUUCCUGCCUGUGAAUUUGAUUUUUUGUGACAGGUGA
This is a messenger RNA of Necator americanus (New World hookworm), 1710 nucleotides long. RefSeq lists its product as uncharacterized. NCBI's taxonomy places the organism in Eukaryota, Metazoa, Nematoda, Chromadorea, Rhabditida, Ancylostomatidae. The record is from RefSeq and is a predicted model, not a curated record. The transcript is spliced from 17 exons. Bases 1 to 1710 code for a protein of 569 amino acids.